AUGAAGCCCUUCUCAUGGGCAACGCUUGCGACCCUGACAACUCUGGUGUCAGCUUUGGGACAGCAGGCCAUCGUCUCGUUCAAAAGCGGCGACAACACGUUCCAGAUCGCCGGAGGCAAUGUCAAAGCCGGCCAGAUUCUUGUGUCCAGCGAGGACUACUGGGGCGUCAUUCGAGCUGCCGGAGAUUUGGCGGUAGACUUUGGUCGGGUCACCGGCACAAAUUACACUCUCAGCAAUGGAGAGGGCGGCGCGAAACCUGCCGUCUACAGCUACGCUCCCGUCGAUGUGAGCAACAACACGAUUUACCGCGUUCAAGACAAGCAAUCCUUCGACGGCCCCAAGUACUCCGACCCGGCCCCGGGCAGCACCGUCAUCAUUGCCGGCACCAUCGGACACUCAAAGUACAUCGACGACCUCGUGAAGGCGCAGAAGCUCAAUGUCAGCGAAGUCGAUGGAAAGUGGGAGGCUUUCGUGAGCCAGCUGGUCGAUGAGCCUGUUGCGGGAUGCUCCCGCGCGCUCGUCGUUGCCGGCAGCGACCCCCGAGGAACCAUCUACGGCAUCUACGAUGUAAGCGAACAGAUUGGCGUGAGCCCUUGGUACUUCUGGGCCGAUGUGCCCACGAAGAAGGCCAAGGAGAUUUACAUUCUGCCCGAACGCAAGGUUCAAGGUUCGCCGUCGGUCAAGUACCGUGGUUUCUUCCUCAACGACGAGCAGCCGGGGCUUUCCAGCUGGGUGUCCACGCAAUGGAAUGAUACUUGGAACAACGCCGCGGGGUACAACCACCAAUUCUACAGCCUGGUGGGCGAGCUUUUGCUCCGCCUGCGCGCCAACUACCUCUGGCCGACACUCUGGGGCAGCAUGGUCUACGUUGACGACCCGCUGAACCAGCCACUUCUCGAUGCGUACGAGGUUGUGCUCGGCGGUUCUCACACGGAGCCUCUGAUGCGUGCUCAGAAUGAGUUCAAGUCGUUCUACCAAGGCCAGUGGGCCUACAACCUCAACAACCAGACGAUUGACGAGUACUUCAAAUAUGGAGUUGAGCGUGCCAAGCCGUAUGCUCGCAAUAGUCUGUGGACCAUGGCCAUGCGCGGCACUGGAGACACGGCGAUCGAGGGCGACUUGGGUGUCGAGGGUAUCAUCACAAUGCUGGAAAAGCUUGUUGCUAACCAGCGCAAGAUCAUUGCCGAUGGCCUCGGCAUUCAAGAUGUCUCGACUGUUCCGUCGCUGUGGUGCCUAUACAAGGAGGUGCAGUCAUACCAGGAGAAGGGUCUUCAUGUACCCGAGGAUAUCACUCUUCUCUGGGCCGACGACAACUGGGGCAAUGUCAGACGACUGCCUCUGACCAAUGAGACUGAUCGCAGCGGUGGUGCCGGUGUCUACUACCACUUUGACUAUGUCGGUGAUCCGCGCGACUAUAAGUGGAUUAACACGAUCCAGUUGGAAAAGACGGCGGAACAGAUGUACCUUGCCUACGCGCGAAAGGCCGAUCGUAUCUGGAUCGUCAACGUGGGCGAUCUGAAGCCUCUCGAGAUCCCCAUCAGCCACUUCUUCGACCUUGCAUACGAUACCGAGAAAUGGGGCCCUGGCAACACGCAAGGAUGGCUGAAAUCCUGGGCCGACCGCGAAUUUGGGGCCGACCACGCGGCGAACAUCACAGACAUCAUGACCCGGUAUGGAAUGUACGCUGCUCGCAGGAAGUACGAGCUGGUGGAGCCUCAGACGUACUCGAUCAUCAACUACAACGAGGCGGAUGCUGUCUUGGAGCAGUGGGCUAUCCUGCACGAGCAGGCCCUGUCUGUGUAUGAUUCCCUCGACAAGGAGUACCAGCCCGCGUUCUUUGAGAUGAUUCUGCAUCCCAUCAUGGCGGGAGAGAUUCUUCACAAGAUCCAGAUUAACGGGGCCAAGAACCAGCUCUAUGCCGGGCAGAAGCGAAACCUGGCCAACGAUGUGAUUGACCAGUCGAGGGCUCUGCUGGCGGCUGAUGCCAACCUGACCAUGAGAUGGAAUGACCUCCUCGAUGGGAAGUGGCAGCACAUGCUUGACCAAACCCAUCUGGGAUACGAUGGAUACUGGCAGCAACCCAUGCGAAACACACUCCCCGAUAUGCGUUUCGUCCAGACCGCGUUUCCAUCUCUGGGUGGCCAGAUCGGCGUCGGCGUCGAAGGAUCCAACGCCAGCGUGCAGGGAGACGACAAAUGGCACACCAACUCCGCCAACGACCUCUCCACUCCUCCUCUUGACCCGUACGGUGCCGCCACUCGUUACUUUGAGAUCUUCACCCGCGGCAAUCAGGCUUGCGAGUGGAAGGCAAGCCCGUGGCAGCCGUGGGUCAAGCUUUCGCAGUACAGCGGCGCCGUCGGCGGCGACAACGGCACUGACGCCCGUGUCUUUGUGUCCAUCGAUUGGGAGAACGCACCCAAGGCCCCCAACACCACGCAGGUGUACAUCAACGUGGCGACCCCGUGUCGCGGGAUGGAGAGAUACGCUGGCCAAGGGCAGAGAGUCAUCGUUCCCGUUGCCAACCGCGCCGUUCCGUCAAACUUCACCAAAGGCUUUGUCGAGUCUGACGGGCAUGUGUCCAUCGAGGGUCCUCAUUACCAGAGCAUCGUGCCCGCGAGCAAUAACGCGAGCAACAGCAGCCUCAAGUACCACACCUUUGAGAAUUACGGCCGCACUCUCGGCGGCGUCGGCUUGUACCCUGCCAACGCGGAGAAGGUCAAGCUUGGGGAGGGCCCCGGCCUGGAGUACAACAUGUACCUCUUCACCAACACCAGCAAGGCCAACGUCACGCUGUACCUCUCGCCGUCUGCCAACUACCUCGGAGAUGGCAACCCGCUCGAGUACGGAAUCUCGCUGUACCCCACCGGCGGCAGCGAGCCUGAGCCCAAGAGGGUCCAGCCGGUUGGCAAGACGGAAGGCGCGAACAUGCCCGACGGAUGGGGCUAUGCCGUGGGCGAUGCCGUCUGGGGUCUGACUGGCAACUACACGACGACAUCAUUCAACGUCACCCAGGAGGGCGCGUACACGCUGCGGGUAUGGGCUCUCAUGCCGAACAUCAUCGUGCAGAAGGUCGUGGUUGACCUCGGCGGCGUGCGGAAGUCGUACCUCGGGCCCCCGGAGAGCUUCCUCGUGGGCCGGGACGAGCAGGGCAAGUACAACCAGACAACGUUCAGCAGCAGUCCUGGCGUCGUGGGAAGUGACGCGACGCGACUGGCGCAGAAGACAGACAAGAAGAGCAUAAGCACGAGGACGUGGGCCAAUAGCGCUGUGACAUGUGUGUUUGCUGUGGUUUUGGGUGUUGUCUUGAGCGUGUUCUAA
Messenger RNA from Colletotrichum chrysophilum, 3318 nucleotides. RefSeq lists its product as uncharacterized. The transcript has 5 exons. The record is from RefSeq and is a predicted model, not a curated record. Bases 1 to 3318 code for a protein of 1105 amino acids. NCBI's taxonomy places the organism in Eukaryota, Fungi, Ascomycota, Sordariomycetes, Glomerellales, Glomerellaceae.